CCGAAGCAUCACCUGCAAGAAGGGAGAGCAGUGCACUGAUUGUUUUUCGACCGCAGCAACUUUCCAAUCAUGAUGCAUUUCAAAAGUGGACUCGAAUUAACCGAGUUGCAGAACAUGACGGUGCCAGAGGACGACAACAUUAGCAAUGAUUCCAAUGAUUUCACUGAAGUAGAAAAUGGCCAAAUAAAUAGCAAGUUCAUUUCUGAUCGAGAGAGCAGGAGAAGCCUCACCAACAGCCACUUGGAGAAGAAGAAGUGCGAUGAAUAUAUUCCAGGGACCACCUCCUUGGGCAUGUCCGUCUUCAACCUGAGCAAUGCCAUCAUGGGCAGCGGGAUCCUGGGCCUUGCCUUUGCCCUGGCCAACACGGGCAUCCUGCUGUUUCUGGUCCUUCUGACUUCAGUGACGUUGCUGUCCAUCUAUUCCAUAAACCUGCUGCUGAUCUGCUCGAAGGAGACAGGCUGCAUGGUUUAUGAAAAGCUGGGAGAGCAGGUCUUCGGCACCACAGGGAAGCUGGUCAUCUUUGGAGCCACAUCUCUGCAGAACACUGGAGCCAUGCUGAGCUACCUCUUCAUUGUGAAGAACGAGCUCCCCUCUGCCCUCAAGUUCCUGAUGGGAAAGGAAGAGGAGUUCUCAGCCUGGUACGUGGACGGCCGUGUGCUGGUGGUGGUGGUGACGUUCGGCAUCAUCCUGCCGCUGUGCCUCCUCAAGAACUUAGGGUACCUGGGCUACACCAGCGGGUUCUCCUUGAGCUGCAUGGUCUUCUUCCUGAUCGUGGUCAUCUAUAAGAAAUUUCAGAUCUCCUGCAUGGGCCCUGAGCUGAACUCAACCACCAGCACCAACUUAACUGCCACCGAGGCCUGCACUCCCAAAUACGUCACCUUCAACUCCAAGACCGUAUAUGCUCUGCCCACGAUCGCAUUUGCCUUCGUGUGUCACCCGUCCAUUCUGCCGAUUUACAGUGAGCUAAAGGAUCGCUCCCAGAAGAAGAUGCAGAUGGUGUCGAACAUCUCGUUCUUUGCCAUGUUCAUCAUGUACUUCCUGACCGCCAUCUUCGGUUACCUGACGUUCUACGAGAACGUGCAGUCGGACCUGCUGCACAAAUACCAGAGCAAAGACGACGUGCUGGUGCUGACGGUGCGCCUGGCUGUCAUCGUCGCCGUCAUCCUCACUGUGCCAGUGCUGUUCUUCACAGUCCGUUCAUCUUUGUUCGAACUGGCUAAGAAAACAAAGUUCAACUUGUGUCGUCAUGUGCUGGUCACCCUUGUGCUCCUGGUGGUCAUCAACCUGCUGGUGAUCUUCAUUCCCUCCAUGAAGGACAUCUUCGGAGUCGUGGGUGUGACGUCUGCGAACAUGCUCAUCUUCAUUCUUCCUUCUUCUCUCUAUCUGAAAAUCACAAACCAGGAUGAAGAUAAGGGCACCCAGAGGAUCUGGGCCGCCCUCUUCCUGGGGCUGGGUGUACUCUUCUCCCUGGUCAGCAUUCCCUUGGUCAUCUAUGACUGGGCCUGCUCGUCGGGCGGUGACGAAGGCCACUGAGGCUGCCUCCACCAGGAAGUGCUCCCGUCUGCUGCUCAUCGAGUCCCCACCCAUCUGCCCCCCGCCACUUCUUCCGUGAGCUUAUGGAAGCAGAGAGAAACGGACGAGGUGCUGGAGACGGAGUCACUCGAGUUGCAGAACAGGCCUACUUCCAUAGCGGUUCACAUCCCUCCGUAGAGAAGAAUCUUGAAUUGUAUAUUUUGCUUUACAGAAAAAAAAAAUGGUUUCACAAAUAAUUCACCUAUUUUGAUUAGUGUAGUACGCAGGGAUUAUCCCGGAAGCGUCGGGGGCGCUGGCCACUGCUGGCUCUGUGCACGGGCGACACCGCGGCAGCUCUUCAGUGAGGCGAGGGGCAGUGGAGCAUGCCGGGCAGACCAGGCCACAGAGAGGACGCCAGCAGGUGCAGGCGAUUUGCACCUGAGCUUUUGGGAAUGACCUGUGAGCAGGCGGCCACAGCCUACAUGUCCUGUGGAGGGCCUUUCCCCAAGCCACGAGGUCAGGCAGGUCUGCUGCUCACCAGCUGUUGGCACAGAUCAGUGGGCUCAGGGAAGGUGGAGGGCCAGCGACCCCUGCUUUAAACUGGGGACUCCAGGAAAACCAUCAAAGACUCAUUUUCUAUGAACACCCGGGUGUUGAUAAAUACAAGCUUUUUGUACCUUAA
Messenger RNA from Ochotona princeps (American pika), 2194 nucleotides. It is a transcript of the gene SLC38A1, whose product is annotated as solute carrier family 38 member 1. The transcript is spliced from 15 exons. Gene Ontology annotation, molecular function: L-glutamine transmembrane transporter activity. The record is from RefSeq and is a predicted model, not a curated record. NCBI's taxonomy places the organism in Eukaryota, Metazoa, Chordata, Mammalia, Lagomorpha, Ochotonidae. Gene Ontology annotation, biological process: amino acid transmembrane transport; L-glutamine transport. Bases 70 to 1533 code for a protein of 487 amino acids.